CUGCACGCGCAGGGAAGUGGGGGCGUGGCAUUUUUUUGAGGAAAAAAAGCUAAACAAUCUCUAAUCUUUCAAAUUGACUGUGUCGGCUUUUUAACUUGUCUCGGCUGGUGGAGAAGUCCAUACCUUAGAAUAGUGGUAACACACGGGGAUCCACUCAAGACAGGCCUGAAUGUAUUUUCUUCCAAAUUUCUGCACGAAAAGGUAUAGAAAGCGGGUAAUCUUUCUUUAGUCACCACUUCGGUCCGACGAUGAAUUCUAAAGGUUUGCUUGACAUGUCUCCGGCUGAAAUACUGGUUGGGGGCGCUUCGAAACAAGCCGGUAUUGACCAGCAUGCAGAGGGUUCCAAGGGAAGCGAAAUGAGUGUCACCACUACUGACAGCGGUGUCAUUCUGGCGUGCGGGAGCGGGCCCGCAUCAGGAGCAGUUUUCUGCACAAUCGUGCUAGACGAUGGGUCUUUGAGAGAAUGUACAAACCAGGACAUCAUCCUCAAUGGGAAUGACCUGUCCUCAGGGAGAGAAAAAUACGCGCACCGGAAAAUAAUGGGUUGUGGUGGCGAGGCAGAGAGGAACAGUGGUCUGACUGGGGUCCUUACUAACGGCAGUCCCACUCACUGCCUGAUCCUGAACGGGCAGAAGCCGGACAGACACAUGCACUCGAAAGCGAGGAAUCCGCUGGUGCCCGAUGGUUUCCAGGAAACCGGACAUCAAGUGCCACCUGAGGAGAGAAAUCCCCACCCCUCCUCCCACAUACCUGUCCCCCGACGCAGGAAACCCUCGGGUCGUGCUGAUAAGGAGGUAAUGGCUGCCACCGUCCUGACAUCGCUAUCCACCUCCCCACUGGUCCUCACCCAGACAUCCUCAGCUGCAGUUCCGGAGUCGGCUAGCAGGGGGUGGAAGGAGGCGCUGUCGACCAGCUACAGCAGCUCCACCAGUGGCAACUGGAGCUGGGACACCAGCGACCAAUCAGUGCCCUCCACACCAUCCCCACCCCUCUCCAACGAUGCCAGCAAGAGCUUCCUGCUCCCCUCCCAGGGUGAUGACGUCAUCGAGGACGUCACAGAGAGCACUCACUUUCCGUUUGUGGACCCCAUACCCCGGAAGCGAAAGAACUCCAUGAAGGUGAUGUUCAAGUGCUUGUGGAAGAACUGUGAAAAGGUCCUCAGCACCUCUUCAGGGAUCCAGCGACACAUCCGAACCGUCCACCUGGGGCGGAACUGCGACUCGGACUACAGCGACGGGGAGGAGGACUUCUACUACUCAGAGAUCGAGGUCAACAUGGACAGCCUAUCAGAGGGCUUAUCCAGCCUCACGCCCACCUCCCCCACCACCUCCGGCCCUCCCCCCGUUUUCCCACCUGUCUCCCUCACCACCUGUCUCCCUCGUUCUGAGCCCUCCCACAUCGCCAUGAGGGGGACACAUGGCCACGCCCCCACCCUGCUCAGCCAAUCAGCUCCCUCCACGCUCUGCCAUAUUCGCACUGACCACGCAUACCAGGCCACUGCUCCUGUGAGUAUUCCUGUGUGUUCGGAGCAGGUUGGUGGGAAUGAUGGGAUUGGGAAUGGGGAUGGGAUCAGUGUGUCCUGGCAGUCGUCUCCUGUCAUUUUUAAAGGCUUACCGGGCCCUUUGACUCACACCCGCACGGUGAGCUUCGGGGAGAAGAGACAGCCUGCCCUUCACACACACACUACCAUCAGCAAGACAGCCCCCUCUACAGCCCCCCUGCCCAAACCAGCACCAGGAACCAGGAAACCCCGCGGAGAGGCUAAAAAGUGCCGGAAGGUAUACGGCAUGGAGAAGAGGGACAUGUGGUGCACAGCCUGCCGUUGGAAAAAAGCCUGUCAGCGAUUCAAUGAUUGAACCCCACUACAUCACUGGGAUGGACUCUUCCUCUGCCAGAGAUCACUGAGGUGGAGUCUUCCACUGGGGAGACGUGGGUGUUCUCCCUGAUGAAGCUGCUUAGAGCACGCACUGCUUCCUCCUGACCAGCAGGGGUCUCUCUGCUUGCUUCUCUUAAUCCUCAGACAGCUAAACACACGAAACACAAAAACAAAUGGAUGAAAAAGGAAAAAAAUAUAUAUAAUAAUUGUGAAAAAAGUAUAUGGCUUUGGAAGCAUAGGUAAUCCAAAAAAUGAUUAUUCAAAACGUGAUUCAGAAUGAAAGUUUGGUUUUGUACUUUCUAAUUUUGCAUGCCUUCACUGUAGGGCAGUGGUUGAAGAUUUCAGAUAAGCUUUUUGGUAUUGUGUACUUUCAACAUGUUCAACAUGUUCUUGAGUCUAUAAGAUCCUUAAACCACUCUCUUGUCAGCAUCUUUCAAUGCACCUCUGUUGACAUUUUGGAACUAAAACCAGAUUCACUUUGUGGUGUAUCUUUGAAUGGAUCAUUUCAACGGAGGUGCAUUGAAAGAUGCUGACAAGAGAUUUCAACGGCCACGUUUUUAAAUUUCAACGGUCACUCUUUUGAAACGGGAAGUAUGUCUACCAAAGGAAAACAGACACAGAAUCUUAUUCAUAUAACACAUCACAUGCUCUUAUGGGAAUUCAACUCAACAAUUCCAAUCUCUUUGGUUGGGAAGUAAAUAUGCAUAGCUACACACCAUAAGCUCCCUGCAUCUGUUGCUUAUUCCAUCUGCUGGCACCAAAUGUCACACUUUGAACCUUCAGAGUGUUCAGUGUACAUGUACCGUUUCUAGUUUCUCUUCCUAGACCUCUACAUAGAUAUGCAGCUUUCAGAAACAACACAUCCUUAAACAGACCGCAUGUAAACUUUGUAACCACACUGUUCACUCUCAUUUCUCACAUCUAACAGUUUAUUUCCAGCGAUUAGUUCCCAAGGCAACUACUGUAGUAGUUGCAAAGUGCCAUCACCAGGGUUUGGACAGUCUGGUCUUGCUUUGAUUAAUCAGCUCUAUUGUUGAUUACAGUUAUCAAUAACAACAUCAAACCUUCCUGUAGCAUUAUUUGCUACUCAGUGUUCUAAAAUCCAUUUCCUGUGUACGUUCAUAGAAAUAUAAUGUCAUUGUAGUUCUCUAUGGGUACUAUACCUAGUCCUGCCCAACCCUGACACCCAGUUACUGCUCUUAACUGGUAUCUAAGGGUGUUGAAAUAUAAUGUCAUUGUAGUUCUCUGUGGGUACUAUACCUAGUCCUGCCCAACCCUGACACCCAGUUACUGCUCUUAACUGGUAUCUAAGGGUGUUGAAAUAUAAUGUCAUUGUAGUUCUCUGUGGGUACUAUACCUAGUCCUGCCCAACCCUGACUCCCAGUUACUGCUCUUAACUGGUAUCUAAGGGUGUUGAAAUAUAAUGUCAUUGUAGUUCUCUGUGGGUACUAUACCUAGUCCUGCCCAACCCUGACUCCCAGUUACUGCUCUUAACUGGUAUCUAAGGGUGAUGAAAUAUAAUGUCAUUGUAGUUCUCUGUGGGUACUAUACCUAGUCCUGCCCAACCCUGACUCCCAGUUACUGCUCUUAACUGGUAUCUAAGGGUGAUGAAAUAUAAUGUCAUUGUAGUUCUCUGUGGGUACUAUACCUAGUCCUGCCCAACCCUGACUCCCAGUUACUGCUCUUAACUGGUAUCUAAGGGUGAUGAAAUAUAACGUCAUUGUAGUUCUCUGUGGGUACUAUACCUAGUCCUGCCCAACCCUGACACCCAGUUACUGCUCUUAACUGGUAUCUAAGGGUGUUGAAAUAUAAUGUCAUUGUAGUUCUCUGUGGGUACUAUACCUAGUCCUGCCCAACCCUGACUCCCAGUUACUACUCUUAACUGGUAUCUAAGGGUGUUGAAAUAUAAGUGUUUUUCUCAGAGGGAUUAUUUGCGCACCAUGAAUUGUACCUGGAUUCCUGAUCAGACACAAUUAUAUGGAUGUAUAUUUUUACAAAGAUACAUUUUUUUACUUUAGCUACUUUAUUUUAUUUUAUUGUUGCCAGCUCUUUGAAUGUAGUUUCUGCUGCCUCUCUCUCUCUCUCUCUCUCUCUCUCUCUCUCUCUUCUCUCUCUCUCUCUAACUCUCUCUGCCUCUCUCUCUCUCUCUCUCUCUCUCUCUCUCUUCUCUCUCUCUCUCUAACUCUCUCUAACUCUCUCUCUCCCAAUACUGACUACUAGCCAUGCCACACGUUACAACAGCAGGACACACACAUGCAUGGUGCUACUUGUCCUCUUUCCCUAGGUUCCCUUCAACCUAUUCUAUGACAAUGGCCACAAUCUAUGACUUUCCGUUCUUUGGUCAUGUGACAAAUAUGUUGUCAUAGUGACAUCUGCAUUCUCAGCUGAUGGCAGUCACAUAUUCUAAUUGGUGUGACAUUAGUAGAAGGCCAUUCUAAGACAGCUGGGGAUGACUGUCAUUUGUUGUUAUUUGGCGACAGCAAACAAUCAAACCCCCUGGAUUAAUUUCAGCAUGCCCUGUCAGUCUUUUCCUUGGUAACCAUUACCAACAGAUAUGGUCCUGCUCAUUGGCUGGUAACUCUGUCCGUCAGACAUUAUGUCCAGUAGUGUUUGAGAGAAGCUGGUUCUUACAGUAAGUAGCUCACUGGUCAGACUGGAGAGUAGCCCGGUAUUUAAUGGUCAGAAACUUCACUAAGUGCCAUUGAAAAGAACAUUAUGAGGAAAAAGGAUUUACCUAAAUAAAUUGCACUAACUUGCACUGCACAAAGACUUGCUUUUAUACAUGGAUUUUAUACACACAGAUUUUGAAGUGAAAUUACAUUUGAGGUUGUUUUAUUUUGGAUCGUCACUGCCUUGGUGUCAACAUGGGGUUUCAGGGAUGGGGCUUCUACACCUCUUGGGUCCCCCCAUAAGAACCUUUUGAACUGGUAUGUUUAGCUCUCUGUGUGUGUGUGGUGUACUCAGCCCAAUGGUGCCAACAAUAUUGCCUGGAAUCGUGUGGUACUGCAUAGUACAGCGGUACUUUGUGUGUCAGGGUUUCCCCAAGACUUUUCUAUUGUGGUGGUGCACCAAGAAGACCCCUGAAGUCACAUCUCAGAUGGUCUGCCCUAACUUGGUAAUAUAUGGGGAAACACUGGUCCAGAGGUAGCCCUCAGUUAGUCAAUGGUUGCUUGUUGUCUUCUUAAGAACAGAUAAAUGAUGGUGUUUCAACACUAUGGGCUUUCCUUACGUAGCAUACUCAUACACUGCAUUCACAAGAAUUUAGUUUAGUCUUCCUUCCUUACGUAGCAUACUCAUACACUGCUUUCACAAGAAUUUAGUUUAGUCUUCCUUCCUUACGUAGCAUACUCAUACACUGCUUUCACAGGAAUUUAGUUUAGUCUUCCUUCCUUAUGUAGCAUACUCAUAGACUGCUUUCACAGGAAUUUAGUUUAGUCUUCCUUCCUUACGUAGCAUACUCAUACACUGCUUUCACAAGAAUUUAGUUUAGUCUUCCUUCCUUACGUAGCAUACUCAUACACUGCUUUCACAGAAAUUUAGUUUAGUCUUCCUUCCUUAUGUAGCAUACUCAUAGACUGCUUUCACAGGAAUUUAGUUAAGUCUUCCUUCCUUACGUAGAAUACUCAUACACUGCUUUCACAAGAAUUUAGUUUAGUCUUCCUUCCUUACGUAGCAUACUCAUACACUGCUUUCACAAGAAUUUAGUCUAGUCUUCCUUCCUUACGUAGCAUACUCAUACACUGCUUUCACAAACAUUUAGUUUAGUCUUCCUUCCUUACGUAGCAUACUCAUACACUGCUUUCACAAGAAUUUAGUUUAGUAUUCCUUUGCCUAAAAGGCGCUUGCCUCUUUCACACUUUAUUGAGAUGAGGUAGUGUACAGAGAAUAAGUUUUCUUUCCGGACUUGACUCUUCUCCACCAAUCAAAACAUCAAUCUUGUGUUUGGUCCUACUGGCAGCAGAUUGGCCAUUCAUACGUUUGAGUACUUUUCAGACCAAUCUAGUCUGUUGUUCUCAAUCUCAUUCACACCCCUAUGCCUGCCACAAAACCCGCCUCUGGUAUUUAAUUGCACUAAAGUGGUUUUAUGGGUCAUUGGCCAGGGCUAAUGAAGGGGAACACUCUUUAUCCACUUGCUACUACCUACAUUGACAAACUGGAUGAAUCUAAGGAAGGCCUCACCCACAGUAAGUUGACCUGGUAUGGAAUAGGGUAGGGUCAGGUGGGUUUGAGUGAUAACUGCCAUCCCUACGGCUGUUUUUAGGAGACCUGAGGUUUUGUAUGGUAGAGAGAGGGCUGAUUGGGUGUGUUUGGGGAACUGGGACUUUGUGAUAGGUGGAGAAAGAGUGGGACAAGCAGUGACGAUUAUUCGAGAUGGAUUUGUAGUUUCAGGCCUUUCCUGUACAUAUGCAACGUAAAGACAACCCUGAAACUUUUUUCAUAUAUUGUUGUGUGUCUGUUAAACAAAAAUUAAACUUUGUAAGGUAGAGGUUGCUCAGAUUGUUGGUGUGCGUGUUUGAGAAGCUGUAGUUAAUAUAACAUACAAAUAUAUUGCAGUUCAGGGGAAAAGUGGCGAAAUAACGUAGAUGAAUGUAAAACCUACAAAAAGAAAAGCUUGUUUCUUGUUGUAACGCUGGCUAGUUUCUACUGCCGGUAGAAAACUGUUAGUGCACUCUGACAGAAUGAUGGCACAAACAGCACAAACUGUCAUUCUGGUGCCAAAUUUUGCAUCUGCACUGUUCUUCAAGUAAAUGUGUUUUUGUAAAAUAUUCAGUGGAAAUUGUUCAAAGUAGUCAUUGUGCAUAGAGUUGUAUGGUUUGUUUAACUUUGCAAUCAUUGGUUUUGUUUGACAUACAUUUUAAAGUGAAAAAUCUUAGUCUCAGCAUAAUUCUGUUACCGUGGAAUUGCCCAUUAACCUUCUUACAUUGUGCAAUGAGACGCUUUAAUUCUAACAAGAACUAACUUGACCUUUUGGUGAACUUUCUGUGAGCCACCUGGUGUGAUCUAUUAUGAAUGCAUUUAUUGGUAUGUAGGCCUUUAUUUAGGCUGUUAUAAGGAGUCAUGAACUGUUAUGAAUGCUUAUAGCAGGCCAUAUACUGCACUACUUUAAUGCACAUAUUGAAUGUGUUUAUAAAGUUGUUAUGUAAGUGGUCAGAACCCACUGGACAAAAACUGGUUGAAUCAACGUUGUUUCCACGUCAUUUCAACAAAAACAUGAAAUGUGAUGAAAUGUGAUGAAUCAACGUGGAAAAUUGAUUGGGUUUGUAAAAUGUAAAAGGGAAUUUCGUCAUUUUUUUCACCCGACUUUUAAACUAGAUCCAAUAACAUGGUGAAAUGUUUUGUUGAUUUCACGUUGAAUUCACGUUAGUUGACAACUCAACCAAAUGUAAAUCAAAACUAGACGACGAAAUGACAUCAGUGUAUAGGAACCGUGAGCUGUUGUGAAUGCUUAUGGCAAGUCUUAUAAUACACUAUGGAGUGAUCGACUGUGCUAUGAAUGCAGUCAUAAUGUAUUGUACACAGGCGUUUCAGAAAAUGUGCUACCUACCUUUUCUGUCUCCCUGCCAAAUAAGUAUUUAUUAGAAUACAUGUUGUCAUUGUCUUUUGUGGGAGACAAAUCACCUAGGCGGCUCGGGGAUUCAAACUCGCAACCUUUCGGUUAUUGACCCAACACUCUUAACCGCUAAGCUACAUGCCACCAAAUUGUACCUGUACCUUUCCCUCUGACUCGCUUCCUCUCUAUCUCCCAAUCUAUUUUUCUCUUAUCUAUCUUUUUCCCCCGUCUCUCUCUUUUAAACUAUCAGUAUUGACUGUAGUCCCCCCCAAAGUCAGUACCCAGUAUAUUAAGCUAACCGAGCCCUUGAAAUGUGCAGAAAGAAAGCCUUUAUUUCCUAAUGUUACAUCAUUCUAUCCUUUGUUUGCUCGUUGAAUGUCCAUGUUGAUGAGUCCAGCCCAGCAGCUCAGCAGCAGCAAAGCCAAAUGAAAUGUAACACAUCGUCAUCACUAUGGAGGCUCCACUCAACUCUGUGCUGUUUCUUCUAUCAUGCUCUUAAACAACACACCAAUCUGUUCUGUUUGUCUUUGUCUUUUAUCUGUUUUCUUGUUGUAACUGUCUGACUGUUGUUCUCUUGCUGUGCUGUGUCAGAGCAUUGUGGUUGGUGGGAGGGAAACAUACUUUCUUUUGGUUGCUUUAUUAUCUUGUUCAUAUUGAUUGAUUGAUGUGCUCUCAUUAUGUCUGGUGCAGAAGUGUUUUAUUGCUCAUGUCUGUCUGACAUGUGUUUGAGUGGAUGGGUGACUUGAUGUCAUGAUGAUGAUGUGAUGUAAAUGUGAUAGAGAGAAAAUAAAUGCAAAUGGAUUGGAA
This is a messenger RNA of Oncorhynchus nerka (sockeye salmon), 8234 nucleotides long. Its product is annotated as zinc finger protein 704. Gene Ontology annotation, biological process: regulation of transcription by RNA polymerase II. Gene Ontology annotation, cellular component: nucleus. Lineage: Eukaryota; Metazoa; Chordata; Actinopteri; Salmoniformes; Salmonidae. Bases 249 to 1856 code for a protein of 535 amino acids. The record is from RefSeq and is a predicted model, not a curated record. Gene Ontology annotation, molecular function: DNA-binding transcription factor activity; RNA polymerase II cis-regulatory region sequence-specific DNA binding. The transcript is spliced from 9 exons.